UUUCAUCUGGGAAUAUAUUUGCGUACAAUUGUUCUGUCUUGCCCUAGGCAUUCACCAAUAUCAUAAUAUUUAUGGACAACAACUCUUCAAAAACUAAUCCAGAGUUGGGUUUCCCAGGAAAUCUUGGUUUGCACCGUCACUCCACUACGUUUAGGCAAUUGCUGGCUUGCAUAGAAAUGGAGACUGGUCUAUUCAUUAAGAGAACAUUGAUGGUGGUGUUAUUUUGUCUGUGGGUGCCCAUGAAAGUCAUGGCUAGGACUGGAAAUGCUAGUGUUUCUUCCUCAAAGCCGAAUGUAGUGAAUAUUGGAGCUCUAUAUACCUUGAAUUCUGUUAUUGGACGAUCAGCAAGGCCAGCAAUUGAAGCUGCGGUUGAUGAUGUCAAUUCCGAUUCAACUGUUCUUGUUGGGAUGAAAUUGAAUAUUAUUUUGCAUGACACGAAUUGCAGCGGCUUCCUUGGAACCAUGGAAGCUUUGCAAUUGAUGGAGAAUGAUGUGGUUGCUGUAAUGGGCCCUCAGUCCUCCGGAAUAGCUCAUGUUAUUUCUCACGUUGUCAAUGAACUUCAUGUGCCGCUCCUGUCAUUUGCGGCAACAGACCCAACGCUUUCGGCAUUGCAGUACCCUUACUUCCUCCGCACUACACACAGUGACUAUUUCCAAAUGUAUGCAAUAGCUGAUCUGAUUGAAUUUUAUGGCUGGAGGGAGGUAGUCGCCAUCUUUGUUGAUGAUGAUCAUGGAAGGAAUGGAAUUUCCGUAUUAGGUGAUGCCCUUGCAAAGAAGCGUGCCAAGAUUUCUUACAAGGCUGCCUAUACUCCCAGAGCCUCUAGAAGUGACAUCAAUGACUUGUUAGUUCGAGUAAAAAUGAUGGAAUCCCGAGUUUAUGUUGUUCAUGUUAAUCCCGACUCUGGCUUGACAAUUUUUUCUGUGGCAAAGUUGCUUCAGAUGUUGACCACUGGCUAUAUUUGGAUUGCUACAGAUUGGCUUCCUUCUGUGUUAGAUUCAUCAGAAUCAGUUGAUUCUAACACAAUGAAUCUCUUACAAGGGGUUAUUGCACUUCGCCAUCACACCCCAGAUUCUGAUCUCAAAAAGAGUUUUACAUCUAGGUGGAAAAACUUAAAAUAUAGGAACACCUCAAGCUUCAAUUCGUAUGCACUCUAUGCUUAUGAUUCCGUUUGGCUACUUGCCCGUGCACUUGAUGUUUUCUUUAGUGAAGGAGGAAAAAUCUGGUUCUCCUACGACCCUAGGUUGCACAACACUAAUGGAAGCACAUUGCACUUGACAGGACUUCGUAUUUUUCAGGAAGGCCAAAAACUGCUCCAGAUACUUCUUGGAAUGAAUUUCACAGGUCUAACUGGUCAGAUUCAAUUUGACUCAGAGAAGAAUUUAAUUCUUCCAGCAUUUGAUAUUCUUAACAUUGGUGGGAAUGGGUCUCAGAGGAUUGGAUACUGGUCAAACUAUUCUGGUCUUUCUGUCAUUGCUCCUGAAAUAUUGUAUAUGAGGUCCCCAAAUACUUCUAUCAGUAACCAACAUCUUGACAAUGUAAUAUGGCCUGGAGAAACUACAAAACAACCUCGGGGGUGGGUGUUCCCUAACAAUGGAAAGCCUUUGCGAAUUGUAGUGCCUUACAGAGUAAGCUAUUUAGAAUACGCAACCAAAGACAAGGGUCCCCUUGGGGUGAAAGGAUAUUGUAUUGAUGUCUUUGAAGCUGCAGUAAAAUUGUUGCCCUACGUUGUACCACACACGUAUACGUUAUACGGUGAUGGUUUGAGAAACCCUUCCUACAACAAUCUUGUGAACGAUGUCGCCGAAAAUAAAUAUGAUGCAGCUGUGGGAGACAUUAUAAUUAUUACAAACAGGACAAGGAUUGUAGAUUUUACGCAGCCUUACAUGGAAUCUGGACUUGUCAUAGUUGUUCCUGUCAAAGAGAGAAAAUCUAGUGCUUGGGCUUUUCUCAGGCCAUUUACUGUGGAAAUGUGGUGUAUCACUGGCCUUUUUUUCCUUUUUGUCGGAGUAGUUGUUUGGAUUUUUGAGCAUCGAAUGAAUGAUGAAUUCCGUGGUCCACCAAGUCAACAAGUUACAACAAUCUUCUGGUUCAGUUUCUCAACAAUGUUUUUUGCACACAGAGAGAACACUGUGAGCGCCCUGGGACGUUUGGUGCUGAUCUUAUGGCUCUUUGUAGUGCUAAUUAUCAAUUCAAGCUACACAGCUAGCUUGACAUCAAUCCUCACGGUGCAACAGCUGGCGUCAAAUAUUGAAGGGCUUGACAGCUUGAUCUCAAGUACGGAUGCAAUUGGAGUUCAAGAUGGAUCAUAUGCAUACAAUUAUCUGAUUGAAGAGCUCAACGUAGCAGAGUCUAGAAUCAAAACAUUAAAAAACCAGGAAGAAUAUGUUGAUGCCCUUCACAAAGGUCCAAAAGCAGGCGGUGUAGCUGCAAUUGUUGAUGAGCUUCCUUACAUUGAGCUCUUAUUGUACAAGACCAACUGCAAAUUUAGAACCGUGGGACAAGAAUUUACUAAAAGCGGAUGGGGAUUUGCAUUUCAGAGAGACUCUCCUCUUGUGGUGGACUUGUCAACUGCUAUUCUACGGCUCUCAGAGAGUGGUGAUCUCCAAAGAAUCCACGAUAGAUGGAUAUCGCUCGAUAGGUGCUCUGCGCAAGUCAACCAAGCCGAUCAAAACGUCCUGUCUCUCAAUAGCUUCUGGGGCCUAUUCCUUAUUUGUGGCACAACAUGCUUCCUUGCCCUUACAAUAUUUUUCUGCAAGUUAUGCUGGCAGUAUCGCAGGUUCACCCCGGAGGAUGAGGAACAGGAUAUGGAUGAGCCUGAAUCUAUUAGGCCUAAAAGCACAUCGCGAAUGACUAGCUUCACGGGUUUUGUUGAUAAGAAAGAACAUGAGGUCAUGGAAUCAAUUAAGCGAAAGAGUGAUAGCAAACAACAAGCAAGCCAACAUUCUCAUGCGUAGCUUGGUUCACCUUCUAAGUAAAUUUUAAUCCAUGGGUUGAUUGCUUUUUCAAACCUCCUGCCCUUGUUAAGUAUAUUAUCAAUACAAAAUCUCAUAUUCUGUUAUACAUGUUUCAACCCCUUGAUACUGAAAGUUAGGCAGCUAUGAUGAAAAUGUCAUGUAUAGGAUCUAUGGAGAAACUGAGAAAAAUUUUCCAAGGCCAUUUCUUUUCUUUUCUUUUCUUUUCUUUUCUUUUUUUUGUUAUACAAUUAUGUUUGUA
Messenger RNA from Camellia sinensis, 3213 nucleotides. Its product is annotated as glutamate receptor 3.4. Gene Ontology annotation, cellular component: membrane. Gene Ontology annotation, molecular function: ligand-gated monoatomic ion channel activity. Lineage: Eukaryota; Viridiplantae; Streptophyta; Magnoliopsida; Ericales; Theaceae. The record is from RefSeq and is a predicted model, not a curated record.